Astrephomene gubernaculifera is the source of this 3146-nucleotide messenger RNA. NCBI's taxonomy places the organism in Eukaryota, Viridiplantae, Chlorophyta, Chlorophyceae, Chlamydomonadales, Astrephomenaceae. The record is from the annotation of a GenBank genome assembly.
AGUGUUCUCUUAUUUGUACAGGAAAGCUGAAUAUAGAGAGAACUUCUGGUUAUUGAACUCACGCAAAAAUACUGAUUACAACGUAAAUGGCAAGGCCAGCAAGCAUCCUUCAUGCGCUUGGAGCAACCUUUGGUGGGCUUUUAGCAACUGGACGCAGCUCAGCAGGCAUCCAGUGCUUGCAAGCCGUUGCUGCUCAGACUGGGCUAGCAACACGUUGGUUAUCUGCGAGCACCUCGUCUCUAGCGGCUGAGGCCGCAGCCCAAAGCGUGCGACAGGACGCCGACCAGCCAGCCAGCACCAGCGACUCCCAGCAGCCGCCUGCUGCCGCACAGCCGCGCGCCACGGGCUUUCGCCGCGUGGUUUCGGAGCGUCGCGGCCUGCAGCAAGGUUCCCUAGAGGGUGUCGUGCACAUCCAAAACACCUUCAACAACAUCAUCCUCACACUCACGGACCAGCAAGGCUCCAUCAAAACCUACACAUCCGCGGGCGUGGUGGGAUACCGCGGUGCCCGCAAGUCGCAGCCCGUAGCUGCGGAGCGUGCGGCGGAGGAGCUUGCGCGGCGGGCUCUCAAGCUGGGCUAUGGCUCGGUUGCGGUGCGGCUCAAGGGCCCCGGCAACAACAAGCAGUACGCGGUGCAGUCGCUGGCGGCGGCUGGGCUGCAGAUAACCAGUCUGGCGGAUGUAACCCCCAUCCCGUACAAUGGCUGCCGGCCGCCUAAGAAGCGGCGCGUGUAAGCGCACAUGCGCUGGUGGCGUCAGCAGCGGUGGGGGCGGCGGCGGUGGGCGGAAGCCGCGGUGGGGGCGACGGCGAUGGUGAUCGAUGUUAUGGUAUGUGGUCGCGGGUGCUGCUUGGUGGUGCUGUUGUGGUGCGGGAAGUGAGGGGGUUGUGGGAGGAGAAGGUGCUGCCUCCUUUUCCGUGCAUGUGCUCCCGGGUGCAUGUGUUGCGGUAGCGGAUGCGACUGCUGUGGACACGACAGGGGGCAUGUGGGCACUCCUUGCAUGCCGUGCCUGCUGUUGCUUGAUGUUGGAGCGAGCGUAGUGAAGUUUAGAUUGGCGGGGAGGGUGCUGUUGAGCUGUUAGUAUUCCCUAGCCGUCACAGCGGGGGGACAUGUCAUGUGGGACGCGGUUGUACGGAUGGUAGCAAGGUGUGGGGGCAGGAUGUGCGCAGCAUGGGUCCCGAGCAUACGGUAAGUCGUCAUGAGGAACAGUCAAGGCGUUGCUAGGGCGUACCCGACGCCUCGCGUAUCCGAUGUCCGAUGUAAGGGUCAUGAACUCAUGAUGAAUGCGGACUCUUGUACGGCCGGGGGUUGUGGUACCGUUAUGGACAGUGUUUAGGGUACGAGAAAUUGCUGUCGAGGUGUCGACGUUUCCUUAUCGUCCCGGACAUACAACAGCCAUCGCCGCGCGUUUCGUCCUACGUACUGUUCCUGAUUGGGCCUCUGCCGUUGUGCUGAUCGGUCAUGCUCCUCUCUAUCGCCCUUGAGUCUUGCUUGUUGUGCUCUCGGAGGCGGGGUUUUCCGAGAUGAAGGCCGAGGGCUUGGUGACCGCAGGGGCCUCAGGGCCGCCUGCGGAAGGUGUCCCGCCCCCGUUUCGCAAACAAGUGGCUUUGUGUAUUGCUUUGUGACGUUGUGUGAUGGGCACAACGUACGGGGGAACGUUGGCGAACACUUUGCCAAAGCUUGAAAGUCACCUCUAGGUAUUGCAAGGCUCGGUGGUCAUGUUGGCCGGGUUGGGUUGGGACGGCGGCGCCCUCUAUCCUAGCGGGGUGGGUCGGAUGGUGACUGCGGCAACGUCUUGCUGAGCAGCUGUUUACGCUUGGGGGAGUGGUGUUAAUAGCGUACGUGCGGCUUUCGAAGAGCUAACCGAGAAAGUUUAUGGUGAUUGUGGGCGGUUAUGGCAAAAGGGGAAAGCCGGGCCAAGGUACUUUUGUGUCCGUGAGGAAGCCUUGUGUAAUACCUAGUGUGAAUGGGGGUCUUGGUGUGCGUAUGGCCACUUUGGCUGCUUGCGGUCUUGCUUGGGGUGAUGGCUCGACCGACGGCAAGUAUCACGCCUUGCCGUACAUGAUACCUGGCAAAAGGGGCGGGGGCAAAAGGGGAAGACUCCCAGGGAGUUACCAUACGGAUUGCACGUGUCUGUUGUCUACGUAAACUAUAAAAUACGCUCCAUAGGAACUCCUCUUGUCAAGACUCCAUGGACAUCCCAACUGCUGACUGUCCUCCAGAUCACUUUUUGUAAACACCUUAUUUAUUGCACAACGCACUCGAAAGAAAAUAGAAUACUGAAAAAUGUCGCAGCAGCCUCAGGAGCUGGGCAUGCGCGCAACGGUAUUGGAUGUCGUGCCUCCUGGCCCCAUUCAUCGCCAUCGUCGCACUACCGUCGCCAAGUUUUCACACCGCAUCCCAAACUUCCGCGAACCAGGCAGCACAUUCAGCUUGGUCCCCGACCUGCGCGCAGCUGCUGCCAUGGAGGCAGCUGCGCGGCGCAAGGACGACACCGUGAGCAGGCUGAGGGCCGCAGCGCAGCAGCAGCAGCCAGCGGCGGGAAGCGACCUCAAGGUACCUCUCAUCCUGGAGCAGCGCACCCCCUCCUCCUCCGCCCCCUCCGCCUCCUCCUCUCGCCCCGCCGCCGUGUACAAGGGGCUGCCCGAGGCGGGCGGCGGCGCCAACAUGGAGGGCCCCCCGCUGCACUACGUGCUGUUCCGCUCGGGCGGCCGCGUGACGGCCUUCCCCGCGGAGCUGUGGUUCGGAUUCAAGCCGCAUGUGGACCGGCGAGGUCUGGUUGACUCGGUGGCCGCUGCAAACGCCGCCGCUGCUGCCGCGGGCCGGGGUGCGGGCGGGCUGGGGGGCGGGGGCGGGCUGGGAGGCGCACCUUUCGACCCCUUCGCCAUGCGUCUGGUGCCCAAGAGCCAGCGACUGGAGAAGCAGCGGCAGGAGGAGGAGGCUCGCGAGCGCGCGGAGCAGGUUGCAGCGGGCCGCCUGCUGCCGCUGGCGGGGGCGGCGGCGGAGGAGCUGGGGCUGGGGGGCGGGGGCGGGGGGCGGCUGAAGCGCACCGUGGAUGAAGACGAUCUGGAGGCGGAGCUGUUCGGGGACGAUGACGAGGACGUGACCCCGCGGGGGGCCUUCGGGCGGGGCGGCGGGCGGGGUGGGG